AUCUAAUACUGAACGUCAUCUUUUGCAUUUGUUUUGCAGACAUAUUUUGUACGAUCGUCAUAUUUUCAAUAGCACCCAUAGUUAUAAUUUUUUAUUUGAAAUCUAUAAAAUACUCAAAAUUGCGAGAUGAGCAAAAUACACGCCAAACUUUCAGUUACUUCAAAAUUAUCCUCUGUACAUGAAAGUAGUAGUAGUAUCGAUGUGGCCUCCAUCUUUCCAAAGCCAUUGCCAGUACUGAAAGUCGGACCUGUGUAUGAUGAGAGUGGUUUUACGCUUAACGAAAGAUUGGCUUUGCGGCAGGCUUGGAAGCUAAUCAAGCCAUUCGAGCGGCGCUAUGGCAAGGAUAUAUACUUUACCUUUAUUAUGAAAUACUACAAAACAUUUGAGAACUUUCGCUAUAAUGGCAAGCUUGACAUGCAUCGCCUGCAUGGACAUUCCUUGGCCUUUAUGCGCUAUAUAAGCGCCGUAAUUGAUCAGAACGAUCCGGUAUUAUUCCAAGCAAUGUUGAGCGACAAUCACAUAGUACACACUCGCUGCCGUGUAUCGCAGGAGCAUAUGAGGAUGUUGAUGAACGCUCUAAUUGACUAUGUGCUGGAUAAGCUUCAGGAUGUUAGCUCGGCAGCAUUGAAGAGCGGCUUUCAGCGACUCCUGGAGAAGUUUCAGGUAUAUUUCGAUCAGCAGAACGUUAGCUUUAUAGCAUACAAGCGAAGUCUGAGCAAAGAUAGCCUCUCUGCUCACAGUGAGCAGCAAUAAAUAAUUAAAUCACUCAUACGACAUGUAGUACCUCAAUUGAUUUAGAUUUAAAUGCAA
Drosophila virilis is the source of this 810-nucleotide messenger RNA. It is a transcript of the gene glob3, whose product is annotated as globin 3. Gene Ontology annotation, molecular function: oxygen binding; heme binding. NCBI's taxonomy places the organism in Eukaryota, Metazoa, Arthropoda, Insecta, Diptera, Drosophilidae. The record is from RefSeq and is a predicted model, not a curated record.